UUCCCGUAACUUUUGAGAGACUAAAACAAUAAAAGAAGAAAACCUGCAAUCCCACGUGAGGAAAACAAACUGUUAAAAGCGCCCAAUUUGAUCUCUUAAAAACGUCUUCUUGCUGUCAAAUGGACGACGAGUAUACGGAGGGCUACAGCGAGGCGUGUGCACAGUGCUCAUGUGUGGACUGGGGUGUAUCAGAUGAAGGCCGCUUCUUCUGCAGGUCAUGUCACAAUGUCAUCGAGAAAACCCGGGAGGUGGACUUGAUUGUGGCCCCGGCGCCGGGAUCGUCCCGUGUCGUCACCAUCCGCAGAGGGAGCCGUACGAAUAUGCAUGAGAGAGGUCGUCAGUGGAUGACAUGUGAAGCCUUCCAGUUUAUCCUGAGGAAGCAAGCGAGUGCACUGCUGGAGCUUGGUGUGGGUCCGCUAUUUAAGGACGAGGUGUUGUGGCCACUGUGGCGGCGCUUCCUGCAGACAAGCCAGCUGGCUUACACCAACAAUCCCGUCAGGAGAGCCAAGUUGAAGCGAGCCACGACGUCUGACUCUGAAAGCGCUGCCGCGUCGUCCAUCCUGUCUGCCAGCGAGACCGACGGCGAGACAGAUCCGCCCAACACUACAGAUAGUUGCAGAGAUAGUUCAACAUGCUCGCUGGACGGCGCCGCCUACCUGACAUCUCGCCUGAGGCCACAACGCGGCCACAUGAGCAUGAGCAAGACUUUGGCUCUGAUCCACUUGGCGUUAGUCUGGAGUCGCCAGGCACUGACACUCGGCGACCUCCUCAGGCUAGUGAGUGAAGGACACGUGCCAUACAUCAAUGCUUACGAAGACCUUCCUGAGGAGAUGCAGCUCUACGGCCCGGAUGCGCUCAUCUUCAGAGUCCAAGGUGUCCCCUCACACCAAUGUCUGCACAUGGAGGCGGAGGCACUCGCACGCUUCCUGCAACUUCCUGCUUUUCCUCCAAUUAGCCGACGGGACCUGUUACAUCCAGCGGUGCUCAGUCUGCGCUACCUGAGAGACGCCAACCUGCCUGAUGAGCUCCACCCAUGGGUGUGUGUUCUGAUGGAGCGUGUCGACAUGGCGAAGACGGCGCCGCACACGUUGGAUCCCUCGCGCCGCUUUACGCUGCCUCAGUACGAUGUCCAGGCCGCCGUCCUCAUCAUUGUCACCAUGAAACUCGUCUUCGGCCUGGACGACCGCACAGAGUGGGAGUUAUCAAGCGACGCUAGCAUCAAAGAAACCAACCUCACGGCUGAAGGAGGCGUGUCACAUGACCGCUUCAAUCUGAGGCGGUGGUACCGGCUGCUGAAUGUUGCUCUGCUCCGAGCUGAUCACACCCAACAACAGGACGCUGCCAGGAAGCAGUGGAAGGCCACACCCCUUUGCACUAGCACCAGCAGGAAGUACAAACGUGUUGUGGCAAAAAAGAAAAGAGUAGCGGAGCAGCUCCAGAUGUGUUUCCAGAAGUUGUCAUCUCAGCCCAGCCACGCCCCCACUGCUGCUUCGUCCACAUUUAAGUUCUGUUGGGGGGACGAGGACGGCGCUGAUGGCCCCAGUCUGCAUCGCAACACACUGAAAGCUGCUGUGACCCAGUCACAGGAAAUGCUGACGCCUGUUAACUUGACGUACUGGCACCUGCCCCUCAGGCCUUGCGACCCCCGGAAGUGUGGCAGUCAUUAUGCGGCGGUGGAGGCGACACUUCCGCGCUCCUUUGUGUGGCUCCUGAAGCUCUUCAGCUUCUUGCUGCAGGUUAGCCUCGCCCACUUGUAUCAGGAAGUGCUGAGUGUAGAGCGGCGCCUCCUCGGCAGAAAGACACCACCUGGUCAACACUCGGGCGGAAGCAUCCCCACAACCAGGAAGUCACGGCUCAGAGGAAGGAAACUUGUUAAUGCGGCACAGGGUCAUGUGAGGUAAUGCUGCGGUGUAGUAUCACCAUGGCAACAGACCAACACUGUUGCCUAGCAACAGUGGCAACAUGCGAGUGUUUCCUGAAAAGACCUCAGCCGGCCAAAUGAGGACACUGCAGCCUGAACAAAGACACCUCGUUUGACUCGCAUUACGUUACGUCAUGGACCCUUUUAAUAAAGUGACGGUAGCCAUGGCAACAGACAGUUCACUCUACUGCUGAUUUUGUGUGUGUGCUGAUGUUCUCUUUGUGAGAACUGCUAACUAUACAAUGCAAAUCUUGCAGUAAACCACCAUCAUUAUUGCUAAGCUAAGCUAGGCUAGGCUAGGCUAGCAUCCAUUGUGACAGCUGAUUGGUCACACACAUCCAAACCUCUUCCUGACGACCUCAGUGAACUGGGACCCUAACACCCGCCCCCUCCUGUAAUUCUGGCUUUGUCCUUUUGUGUGAGCGUGAGUGCAAGUGUUGACUUCUCUGCAGCCUGCACAUGCACGGGUAAACUGAGGCCACCUCCUGUCAGUCACACAGGCAGACAGCGCCUCAUGGCCCCUCGCCACAGGAAGUGGCAAAGAAUGAACUUGUUUCUUUGUCUGCCCCCCCCCCCCCCCCCCCAACAGGAAGAUGUGUCACCUGGACUGCGAUGGACACUUUUAUGUUUACUUCCAGUGACAACAAAGGAGCCUCACCCCUACUCUGAUCCCCCUGUACUUUGACAACGAAGGCUUGUUUACUACCUCCACAUACACACACACACACUGACAGUUAGGUGUGGGAUCUUAUCAUUUCUGUUGUAUGGUUAAUGUUUAAAUGAUGUGUAAUGGUAGUACUACCUUAUGUAGUUAUAUUGACAGUAUGUACAGUUAUAAAAGAGCUAAGUGUUUUGUGCAAGCAGCCAGCGCGCGUGUCCCGUCUCCUCUAGCCGUGCACGCGCAGAGUUCACCGGGUUCAGUGGGUUUACUCUGACACCGCUGACUCCUUGGCCCCGCCCCCACAGACGUACGCCCCGCCCGCCGGCCAAUGGCGUGUCGGCAUGUCGGCAUGUCGCGAUGACGCAGCGCCUCGCCUCCUAUCGGCCGAGGCCCGCUACACCUUUGCGCGCGAUUGGCUGUGUCUUUCCGCCGCUCACUUUCUUGUUUUUUUUUUUUUUGUCUUGUUUUUGUUUUUUUUUGGCGCCUGAGCUGAAGCUUGCCGCGAAACCUCAGCAGCUGUCCCGCGUCUAUCCUCCUCCGGUGGCACGCUCGGCUUCCCGCCAUGCUCAUCUCCCGCCAGGUGAGUCCUGUUCCUGCGUGUGCUGAGACGGACCGAGCUGCUCCGGUCCAGACGUCCUCGAUUGUUGUCUCGCGCUCGGCUGGCUAGUUCAUCUGAGGUCACGUGAACUCAUUGCCUCGCGCGCUAGCGCUGCUUCGUCGUCAUCAUCAUCAUCGCCAUUCAACAUGUUGACGUUCUGAAAGCUUUGACGUCAACUUGCCUUAUAAUUAAUUAGGUCAAAGGAAUAUAUAGCAGCAUCAAUGACGUCAACGAUCUUAUUCAUAUCAUGUCUAGAUAAUUAAAGGAUGAACUCGUUUCACCUUAAAUGUGACUUCCUGUUGUUCGCUAGCCACUCCCUCUCUGCAUGUAAUUGUUGAAGGACAAUAAAGGGGCGGGGCUUAAUACUGAACGUUGGGUGUUACCCCAGGGCCGUCGUAAAAAUAUAUUCAUACGAAUUAAUUCGAAUAAAAACAAAGCCACAAGUCUUACAGUAUUCCAAUUUUAAUUAUUUCAGUAACCCCAUUGGCCCCACUUAAAACAAUAUGUUGAUCCUCAUCGUGUUCCCAAUUACAACGGUAUGAAAAAACGGAUUUAAGAAGCUGCCAGAAAAAAAAAAUAUAUGAGCUUCCCUGUCACAACUACUUUGCUGAAGAAGCACUGCCAAAGAAAAGGUGUUGAGCUGCAGUCGCAAUAUACCUACACAACAUGCAGCACUUGACAGCUUGGUACGUGUUCCUGGCUUCAAUUGUUAAGGGUCUUUUAAAAUGUUGAGCUAAAAUCAAACUAUUGAUGAAGGUAAA
This is a messenger RNA of Entelurus aequoreus (snake pipefish), 3941 nucleotides long. RefSeq names its product TATA box binding protein (Tbp)-associated factor, RNA polymerase I, B (gene taf1b). Bases 120 to 1901 code for a protein of 593 amino acids. Gene Ontology annotation, molecular function: RNA polymerase I core promoter sequence-specific DNA binding. The record is from RefSeq and is a predicted model, not a curated record. Gene Ontology annotation, cellular component: RNA polymerase transcription factor SL1 complex; RNA polymerase I core factor complex. Gene Ontology annotation, biological process: RNA polymerase I preinitiation complex assembly; nucleolar large rRNA transcription by RNA polymerase I. Lineage: Eukaryota; Metazoa; Chordata; Actinopteri; Syngnathiformes; Syngnathidae. The transcript has 13 exons.